AUGCGACGACUUCUAUCAACCCAGUCCCUACAACCGCGGGUUAUCUUCUCCGGGAUCCAGCCCACAGGCGUCCCGCACUUAGGCAACUACGCCGGUGCACUACGGCAAUGGGUUCAGCGUCAACGCGAGGAACCUGAGUCUACUCGCCUGCUCUACUCGAUUGUCGACCUACACGCCAUCACGGUACCACAAAAUCGUACGGCUCUGAGAAAGGCGAAGAGGGAUGCUUUAGCUUCGUUACUAGCCAUUGGCAUUGACCCGAGCAGAUGCACCCUAUUCUAUCAGUCCGAUGUCUCAGCGCACUCUGAGCUCAUGUGGAUACUAUCAUGCACAGCAUCGGUGGGAUAUCUUUCUCGGAUGACGCAGUGGAAGUCCAAGCUUAGUCUGGAAGAGUCGUCUCAUAUAAGCGAUGGGCGUGUUGGAAACAAACUCAAGCUAGGCCUUUUCUCCUACCCAGUCUUACAAGCUGCCGACAUUCUCGUUCACAGGGCAACUCAUGUUCCUGUUGGCCACGAUCAGCAACAGCAUAUUGAGUUUGCACGCGAGUGCGUCACCAACUUUAAUCAUGCCUAUGGGCCCCAACUCGUCUCCCCGGAGAUCAUUAUAUCACCAGUACGCCGAGUAAUGUCACUCACGGAACCGACGUCAAAAAUGUCCAAGUCUCAUCCACUGGAACGGUCCCGCAUCUUGCUGACCGAUGAUGCGGACACAAUACAUGCGAAGAUAUCGUCUGCGUUGACAGAUUCCUUACCAGGCGUCACUUAUGAUAUUAAGACCAGGCCCGGAAUCUCGAAUCUACUGGAUAUCUACUCUAUCUUCAACGCGGAGGGCAAGACUGCGGCGCAAUUAGCCUCAGACUUCAGCGAAGCCAGCCCAAGGGAGCUGAAGGCGGCCGUUUCCGAAGCUGUUAUCAAAGGCAUGGAUGGCUUCGCGCGACGCUACAAGGAGCUUGUCGAGGACACCAAGUAUCUAGAUCAUAUCGCCGCUGAAGGGGGGAAGAAGGCACGACAUAGCGCGGAUGAGACAAUGCAUCUGGUCAGGGAAGCCAUGGGUCUCUAA
Messenger RNA from Cordyceps militaris CM01, 1059 nucleotides. Its product is annotated as tryptophanyl-tRNA synthetase. The record is from RefSeq and is a predicted model, not a curated record. Bases 1 to 1059 code for a protein of 352 amino acids. Gene Ontology annotation, molecular function: ATP binding; tryptophan-tRNA ligase activity. Gene Ontology annotation, cellular component: mitochondrion; mitochondrial matrix. NCBI's taxonomy places the organism in Eukaryota, Fungi, Ascomycota, Sordariomycetes, Hypocreales, Cordycipitaceae. The transcript has 5 exons. Gene Ontology annotation, biological process: mitochondrial tryptophanyl-tRNA aminoacylation.